Molecule: messenger RNA, 7515 nt
Organism: Aspergillus udagawae
Lineage: Eukaryota; Fungi; Ascomycota; Eurotiomycetes; Eurotiales; Aspergillaceae
Product: type I polyketide synthase
Exons: 2
Coding region: 1-7515 (2504 amino acids)
Biological process (GO): fatty acid biosynthetic process; secondary metabolite biosynthetic process
Molecular function (GO): fatty acid synthase activity; phosphopantetheine binding; 3-oxoacyl-[acyl-carrier-protein] synthase activity
Source: RefSeq, a predicted model, not a curated record
AUGACCCUUGAGCCUAUCGCCCUUGUUGGAACCGGAUGCAAAUUUCCGGGAUCAUCUUCCUCGCCAUCCAGCUUAUGGAAUCUACUUUGCAACCCGAAAACGGUAGCAUCUGAGCCACCUUCCACUCGAUUCAAUGGAAGAUCAUACUACCAUCCGGAUGGCAAUCAUCAUGGGACCACCGACACCAAGGAGUCCUACUUCCUGUCCGAGGACAUUCGCAUGUUCGAUGCCUCUUUCUUCAAUAUCUCCGCCAGCGAGGCCGAAGCCAUAGACCCUCAGCAACGGCUGUUGCUAGAGACCGUCUACGAGUCCCUGGAACGGGCCGGGCAGCGGCUCGACGCUCUUCGGGGCUCCUCCACGGGUGUAUUCUGCGGCGUGAUGAUGGCAGACUGGGCGACUCGCGUGGAAAUCGACGAUCAAGCAUGCCCUCGCUAUACCAUUACCGGGCUGGCGCGGACCAACAUCGCGAACCGGCUCUCGUACUUCUUCGAUUGGCAUGGCCCAUCCCUUGUGGUAGAUACGGCUUGCUCCUCGAGUCUGGUCGCCUUGCACCAGGCCGUGACGGCUCUACGGCAGGGAGAAUGUUCCACAGCAGUAGUGGCGGGAACAAACCUUCUGCUGCACCCCAAUGUUUUUGUCUCGGCGUCGAAGCUUCAGAUGCUGUCUCCCACUGGACGCGGGCGCAUGUGGGAUGCAAAGGCUGAUGGCUAUGCCCGUGGGGAAGGCAUUGCGUCUAUCGUUUUGAAACGCCUGAGCGAUGCAGUCGCCGACAAUGACCCGAUUGAAUGUGUGAUCCGAGCCACACGCGUCAACCAAGACGGCCGAACAACGGGCCUCACGAUGCCGUCCGGUAAAGCACAACUGGAUCUGAUCCAGUCCGCCUACCAGAUGGUCGACCUGGACCCAGAGCACCGAGCCGAGGAUCGAUGCCAGUAUUUCGAGGCCCAUGGAACCGGGACUCCGGCCGGGGAUCCCCAAGAGGCUUCAGCCAUCUAUCAUGCUUUCUUCGGAAACUUGCAAUCACAGAAGCACCAUGGGGAGACUGAGAAACUGUUUGUGGGAUCAAUAAAAACAGUGAUUGGACAUACUGAAGGCACAGCCGGCCUAGCAGGCAUUAUCAAGGCUUCAUUGUGCAUUCAGCAUGGAGUGAUCCCACCUAACCUUCUGUUCGACCAACUCAACCCACAGCUUGAACCAUUUUCUGCCAGCCUCAAGGUCCCAGUUCAGGCUAUGCCAUGGCCAGCUCUGAAGCCCGGGGUUCCACGCCGCGUGUCUGUCAACUCGUUUGGUUUUGGGGGCACUAAUGCACAUGCGAUUCUUGAGAGCUAUGAGGACAGCAUAAAUGCAACAGGCAAGCCCGCUCAACUAUCGCCUAGAGCCCCAAUCCCUGUUGUGCUGCCAUUUUUCUUCUCCGCGUCUUCUGUGCAAGCGCUUGCUACCAUGCUGGAACAAUACAUUCAAUAUCUCGAAAACAAUCCUAUGGUCGACCUGGUCGACUUGGCAUGGUCCUUACUACAGCGACGUUCCUUCUUGAUGCAUCGUAUCUCCCUCUGGGCACCUACAAUAGAUCUCUUAAUCACAAGAAUCCGCGAAGAGCUUGACCUCAUCAAGACCAAAAGGCCGUCGUCCAUCGUAAGCUCCCAGCCACAUACAGAUGAGAAGAAACGCAUCUUGGGGAUUUUCACAGGCCAGGGCGCACAGUGGCCGCAGAUGGGGUUGGACCUUAUCGCUCACUGCCCUGAGGCCAGGAUCUGGUUAGACGAAAUGGAAACAUCGCUUGCCGACCUGCCUGUCGAGCUCCGGCCGAGCUUCUCCCUCCAAGAAGAGCUGGCUGCAGCUCAGGCUCACUCCAAGCUGCAUGAGGCCGCAAUCUCACAACCAUUAUGCACAGCACUCCAGAUCAUUCUUGUUAAUGUUCUUUCUGUUUUGGGAGUUUCCCCAGCUGUAGUCGUUGGCCAUUCCUCCGGUGAAAUUGCAGCGGCAUACACUAUCGGGUUCUUGUCAUCGGCUGAUGCCAUCCGAAUCGCGUACCUGCGAGGUCACGUCGCGGGGCUGGCUGAAGAGGGGGCAAUGCUGGCGGCUGGAAUCACUCAGGAGGAGGUUACCGUUCUCUGCCAGCAGCCAGGACUUGAUGGCAAAAUCAGCUUGGCGGCAGUAAACUCUCCGUCCAGUGUCACGCUCUCCGGUGACCGUGAUGCCAUAUCCCAGGUUGAACAGAUUCUCCUCAAAGAGAAGAAGUUCGGGCGGCUUCUCCGCGUUCACACAGCAUACCAUUCCCAUCACAUGGCUUCUUGUGCAGCAGCUUAUCUGCGAGCCUUGGACGCAGCAGAGAUUCAGAUUCGCUCCCACCUGGCGUCACGGUGGUUCUCUAGCGUCUAUGAAGCACAGGAGAUCACGCUGGAGCAACAUGGCUACUGUAUGACCAGGGACUACUGGAAGGACAACAUGGUCAACCCUGUCUUGUUUUCUCCAGCCUUGCAGGCAGCGUUACGCUCCAGCGGUGACGAUGUGCCUCCUGAUCUGAUCGUCGAGAUCGGGCCUCAUCCGGCUCUCAAAGGCCCGGUACAACAGACGAUCACGGAUCUCUUCCCUUCAAAGAUUCCCUACGUCGGACUACUGAACCGUAGCCAGGAUGGUAUCGAAUCAUUGGCGAAAGCCAUCGGCCAAUUCUGGAUUCAUUUGGGGCCGAGUUCAAUAGAUAUAGCCAGCUACGUCGCACUGUUCGACAGAUCGCGCAAGCCACCGAGGAUCGUCCAAGGCCUUCCCACAUACCCUUUUGGACACAAUCAACCAUACUGGUUUGAGACACGGGCGUUGCGGGACCGCUUGUAUGCUCGGCACCAAUCCCAUCCGUUACUAGGAGUCUUUGAGACUAACACAACGGAUGGCGAGUGCCGCUGGCGACAGUAUCUGCGCCGGGAGGAAAUUGACUGGCUUGAUGGGCACCAGAUUCAGUCCCGUACAGUGUUUCCGGCAACAGGGUAUCUAGUCAUGGCGUUGGAGGCGGCUGCCAUCGUUGCUGGCAGUCGGGUCGUGUGCCUCGUGCAGGUUGAUGAGUUCAGCAUAACCCAGGCCAUUACUUUCUCGGACGAAAAUGAUACAAUGGGGGUGGAGACCCUGUUCCGAGUCAGCGAUUUCCAAUCCCAGAGUGGAAAUAGAGAAACUGGUUCCUUCAGCUGCCAUGCCACGAUCGGUGGGAGGUUUACUCUUUGCGCCUCGGGGAAACUGACUCUGGGAUGGGGAGAGCCAGAAGCUCGCCUGCUGCCACCGCGAGCUCCUGUUGGUGAAGAUAUGAGACCGGUGGAUAUAAACUGCUUCUAUCAAUCCUUGAAACGCAUCGGCUACGGCUAUUCAGGACCGUUUCAGUGUAUUACCUCUCUUUCCCGCCAAUUGGAUGCGUCAAGCGGCAAACUCACGACCCUGGCCUCAUCGUUGCAGUUCCAUCCCGCCGUAUUGGAUGCCAGUCUGCAGAUGCUUCUCGCUGCCCUGAGCACGAUCAGGGACGGACAGCUGGAUAAUAUGCUAAUCCCGACCGGAAUCGAUCGUGUCAUCUUUAAUCCAGUUUUCUACGGCCGUCACAGGGACCCCGUCGGUAGUGAGGAGCUCCUAGUUGACACUGUCAUCAACAGCCUUGGCCGUAAAGGAUGUUCUGGAAACGUGCAGCUGUUUACACAGAACGGUGACGGCGUUGUUCAGAUGGAGGGAGUGCGAGUCGCGCCCUUGGAGAAGACAAGGCAGGGUCGCCGGCCGUUCUCCCAGGUGGUCUGGGGUUCCCUCGUCCCGGACGCAAAAAGACUAUUGUAUACGUCUUCGGCAGAAUCUGUGACUCAGACUCUGACCAUCGAGCGCAUAGUGCUCAUUCAUAUCAAACUCAUUAGCGAGCAGCUUACUUCCGCCGACCGCGAGGGCCUCGACUGGCAUCGUGCACGUGUAGUCGCUUGGUUUGACCAUGUGCUGUCGUUGACACGGCGGGGAAAGCAUCCAAUCUGUCCUCCAGAAUGGCUGGACAGCACCCAGGAGGAUCUCGACAGGCUGAUGAGCUCGCUGCCUCCGAAACUACCGGCAGUAGUCAUGGGCCAGGUGGUGGCUUCCAAUAUGCUGCGGUUCCUACGCGGAGAGACCACGAUCCUCGAGGAAACACGCAAUGACAACCUACUCGACCUGUUUUACAAGUACGAUGUCGAGACGAAGACUGCCAACGAUUGCCUGGGUGACGUGGCCAGCCAGGUCGUCUUCCGCUAUCCACGUAUGAAAAUCCUGGAGAUUGGAGCUGGAACCGGCUCGGCCACCAGCGCCACGCUGGCUCGCAUUGGCCGGUCGUAUCACUCGUACACCUUCACGGAUAUCUCCGUCGGUUUCUUCGAGGACGCCCAGCAGCAGUUCGCCGAACACGGAGACCACUUCCUCUACCAGUCCCUUGACAUCUCGCAGGAUCCUACCCAGCAGGGCUUCGAGGAUGCGAACUACGAUCUGGUGAUCGCAUCCAAUGUCCUCCAUGCCACCCCGUCAAUUCGGCAGACCUUGACCAACGUUCGCCGCUUGCUCAAGCCUGGUGGCUACCUCGCUCUGAUGGAGGCCACCAACACCGACACUCUUGGCGUUUCCUUCUGCUUUGGUGGUCUUGAGGGAUGGUGGGUCGGUGAGAAGGACGGUCGAAUGUGGGGACCUCGGCUGAGCGUCUCAGAAUGGGAUGAGGCUCUUCAGGACACUGGCUUUGGUGGUCUUGAUUCUGUGUCUGAGUUGGCCGAUCCGCGAUUGAGCACCUAUUCGAUCCUACUUUCACAGGCGGUCGAUGAUCGCAUGCGACUUCUGCGUGCGCCCUUAUCAGUACCGGACACUGAAGGCACAGACACGCUGGUGAUUAUUGGCGGUGCUGAAAACCACACAUUGCGCCUUGUCGAUGACAUAUCUGGACUUUUAGGUCCUUACUUUUAUCGCGUUAUGCAAGUACAAACUCUUGAGACUUUAGGUGAUAAUGACCUGCGUGGCUCGGCUGUUAGCGCCCUAGUCCUAACCGACGUCGACAAGCCAUGCUUCGAGGACCUGAGCGAAGACCGUCUCAAAGGGCUUCAAUACCUGGUCGGAAUGGCUCGGAAGCUUCUUUGGGUGACCGCUGGCUCAGAAUCGGACUGCCCCUGGUUUUGUAUGAGCAAGGGUUGGCUGAAAUGCCUCCCCUACGAGCAUAAGGAUGGCCUGUAUCAGUAUCUCAAUGUCGUCGAACCCGCGGACCUUGAUGCUGUCGUUGUCGCUCGCACACUGAUGCGUCUGGUGUAUACUGACCAGCCUAACCAUUACACUCUGCCUGGCCGUGUCUGGGUGGCAGAGCCCGAGCUGCGCCUUGAAAAGGGCGCGAUGAUAAUCCCGCGCCUUGCCGACGCGCCGGAGUUGAACACUCGGUACGAAGCCUGUCGGCAGGCGGUCUACCAAUCCGUUCAGCUGGAAGAUGCGUCCGUCAAGCUGGUACCGUCUGAUUCCAGCGGUCAGUACGAGCUUCAUAUGGACGAUGAGCGCAGCGAUGGCCCAAAGACGCACACUGCUACCCAUGCGUGUAUCCGCCUGCAUAUCCAAUGUUCCAGCGCGCAAGCGGUUAGGGUGGGGGGUGGAAGAGUCUUCCUUCAUCUGGUAAUUGGAAUAGAGACCAACAGCAACAAGCGCAUGCUUGCCUUUGCGGACAGAAAUGCCACUGUUGUCACAACGCCAUCCAGCUGGUGCCGUGAGCUUCCAGCUGAAGUUUCCGAGAAUGAGGAUCAAACAUUGUUACCUGCCGCUGUAACAGCUAUUGUGGCCUACUCAAUCGUCCAACAGGCAGAAGAUUCCACGGUCGUGUGGGUGCAUGAAGCAGAUGAAGCCCUACAACAGGCAAUUGAAAUGCACGCUGUUACCAAAGGCAUUCGAUGCCAGUUCACCACGGCUGAUUUGUCCAGUCAGCGGGAGAAUACCGUAAUUGUACACCCACGGAGUUCGCUUCGUGCGCUUGCCAACCUCAUUUCCCCAGAGCUUUCUAUGUUCAUAUCCCUUGAUUCGGAGGAUGGGAACGAUGGGUUCUCUCGGAGCAUCAGCCAGCUGCUGCCUUACCAUGUGCUACGGGGGACGUUGAGCAGCCUGUAUGGCGUCGUGGCGGUACCACCAGUUCAUGAAAACCAGAUGCCCUACCCUUUACUGACCGAUACUCUUACGAUGGUCACGCAAUUGAUGCAGUCAACAAGACUUACCUCGUCUCCGGUGGUCAACAUCAAGGAAUUCUCUGCUACAGGGCUAGAGGCGAAACAAGGCCUCAUUAUUGACUGGACUCGGUACGAUGUCUCCAACCCACUAUCUGUCCGGGUCCAGACAGCGAGCUCCAUGAUCCAUUUGUCCAAAGACAAGACAUAUUUGUUGGCUGGGAUGACAGGCGAUCUGGGCCGCUCAGUCUGUCGCUGGAUAAUCGCCCGCGGAGCCCGCAAUGUAAUUCUCACCAGUCGAUCCCCAAAUGUAAGUUCUCGAUGGCUUGAGGCGAUGGCAGCAUUGGGGGCCAAGGUAGUGCCAAUGAAGAUGGACCUGUCGAACCGGGACUCCAUCGCGUCCGUCUAUCGCCAUAUCCAGCAGCAUUAUCCACCCCUCGGAGGCAUUGUAAACGGAGCAUUAGUUCUGCAUGACGCACCGUUCGUUAGUGUCUCGCUGGAAAUGAUGCAAUCCACUUUUGCCGCCAAGGUGCUUGGGAGUCUGGUGCUGGACGAGCUCUCUUGCGGCACCGACUUGGACUUCUUCAUCCUCUGCGGCUCCCUCGCUGGUGUGAUCGGGAACUGGAACCAGUCCGCCUAUUCAGCGGCCAAUGGCUUCCAAGCCGGGCUGAUUCGUCGGCGACGCAUGCAGAACCGUGUCGGCAGCAUCGUCCAACCCGGCGUUAUCAGCGGCGUGGGCUAUAUCGCCCGCAAGGGAGCUGAGCUCGCCGAGUACCUGCGCAACAGUCUCGGCGCCGAAGAGCUCUCCGAACGGGACCUGCAUGAACUCUUCGCCGAGGCCAUUCUCGCCGGUCAUCCCUCCUCGAAUCGGAACGCGGAGAUUGUUGCAGGGGCGCCAGUCACCGAUCCGGUAAAGCAGCCCGAUAUCAUCUGGUACCAUUCCCCCUUCACCUGGCACCGCAUCAACUACCACAUCCAGUCUCGCUCCGACGUCCCUACAACACAAGGUGAAAGCCAGUCAAUGAGGACGUGCCUGGAAACUGUGACCAACAUGGAGGAAGCAGUCGAGGUCGUCACGGAGGGUUUCUCUCGCAAAGUGCGCAAUAAAUUCAAUCUUCCCUCGGAUGCCGCGCUGCCGCCAGACACGCGGCUUACCGACCUCGGCAUUGACUCCCUUGUCGCCGUCGAUCUGCGGCGGUGGUUCCAGAAGGAACUGUUGGUGGAAAUGCCCACGAUGCAGAUCUUGAGUGGCAAGUCCAUUACCACGCUCGCGGCAGCUGCUGUAUCAAUGCUGCCACCAGGUUUGAUUCCCAUCGCAAGCAGUGUCGAUGUCUUGCAAGGAAGUGGCUGCUAA